AUGGCGCAUCCCAACGGACAACAGGCUUAUUACGGCCAGCCCAGCAACCCCCCGGUCUCAAGACCAUCGUCAGGUCGCUACGAAAGUUAUGCACCCCAACGAAAUCCCACGCAGAGCCAGCAGCAGCCCAGGCGAAUGCCCAGCUUCAAUAGCGGCGAUGACUCCCAUCUCUUCAAUGCCGCUCGAACACAUAAUACGAGAGCGACCGAUGCCAACGCCCAAUACUCCGUGGGCAGUGGGCAGGUAGGCGGCGGUGCGCAAGGGAGUUACAAUCCAGCAUAUGGGGGUUAUGAGGAUGGCGCGAACACCGUAUACACCGGGUUUUCGCAACCUUCCCCAGAUACGUCGCGUAUGUCGCCGACCCGCGCAGCAUCGCAGUCCGCCGCCAUGUCGUACCAAUACCAAUCCGUGAAUCAACCUGCCUAUAAUCCGCAACAAUAUGCCCUUCCGCAAUCUCAAACCCAACCAAACCUAAGUUAUAAUCCCUCGUCCUACGCCGCUUCCAGCAAUGCCUCCUAUACCAGCUCUAGCCAUCAACCAUACAAUCCAGCACUUUAUCAGCCGGCCGCCGUUGCUAGCCUCUCUUCUCCAACGAUCGCGCGUCGGCCUAGUGAGGCCUCGCCGUACGGACAGGCUCCUCCAACCCCACAAUCAUACGGUUUUCCUUCCCAACUACCGCCAAUGCCUCCACCCCGUGCGCCGGAUCACCCUUAUGGAGGUCGCUCUCCAUACGGGUCGUCACCUGGCGCGUCAAGCCAGCAGUAUACGACGGCCGCCUCGCCUGCCUACCAGACAGUUUCAUCACCGAUAACAACAUCAUACGCGACCUCGAACUCUCCCGCGGGUACUUAUCUGCCCCAGACUUACUUGCCUGUGUCCCAUGGCUUCGGAACCGAUUCUCCAUACCCCUCCAUACCGCCGUUCAAUAGCCAUUUCGAUGAACAACCCCCCGCACCUCCAGUACAUCAACCGCAAACCAAUGGAAUUUACAAUAAGCGGCCCAGUGUAUCCCAUGCUGGCCGCUCUCUCCCUAUCCCGCCCGUACAGCAAGACUUGCCCAUUCUACCUCCGCGACGAACGGAUACUUUGACAAGACAUCCGCAGGCCAGGCCUCUUCCGGGACCACCGGUUGACACCGAACCAGACACUCGGAGUAGCGACGAUAUGUUGAAAGAAAUCAAUGACGCGGUGAUGGAUACGCAGACCAGCUUUCGGCGUCACAGCUCGCGAACAUCACAUCAUAGCUUAGGCCUAUCACCAGAUGAGUCGCAGAUCCAUACGCAUCGCUACGAGAACGUGGACGGCGAGAGUAGAGACGACGAGGACUUUGGUAGUGAUCCAGAGGCCGAGGCUGGUCUAGCUAUGAUGCAGGAGGCUGAGGAACAAGAGAGGGCGCGGGAAGAGCACCAACGAGCUCGGCGCAAGACAGAUGCUUCCGUUAUUUCACGCGGGUCCUUUACAUCCACUCGAGGUCCUUCCCCUCGUGCUGGGGCACCAGAGAACGAAUUCAGCGGUCAUGAUCUGGCAGCUUAUGAGGGUGGGUAUCAAGGAAAUAUUCAUUAUGGAGACCAGCACCUAUACAACCCCGAGGAAUAUCUGGAUCCUCUCAGUGGUGGUGGCUUGACGGGCCGAUCAGACUCUUUCAGGAGCUCUGACAUGUCUGCGGAUGAACGGGGGGAUUACGUUGAACGAGGGGAUUACGAAGAAUACGACCAUCCGCAGAUCGCUUAUCAAUAUGCCGCUCGAAUGCAUCAUCUUCCACCUAAUGCGCGUGUUGACGCGGGAGGAACAGGUGGGCUCGCCACCCCGGGAGAAUAUGGUCGUCGAAUGAGCUGGGAUUAUGGCGAGGAAGGAGAAGGCUACGAGCAAGAAGAGGGUCAGUCUGGAGAAGAAAGUCCGCAUCGCGCAGCGCAUGAAGAUCUGUUCUUUCAUCCAGGCAUGCGUCCAUUACCCCCAGCUCCUGUCGAGCCAGCUGGAAACGCCGCACUUCACUCGCAUCUAAUGCCCGCCGGCACGUAUCGGCCAUCAGAGCAGGAUGAGGUUCACUCACAGUAUAGAAACCCCCCCGUUCCGGCGUCUGCGGACUCAUAUGGAGAGCCCUUACUUAGUCCAUCCCAAGUCCCGCGAUCGUCAUCUUUGUCGACCCCGAUUGGACCUCGUACUGAUGCUCCUAUCAGGUCAAAGACCGAUGCGGACCGAGAAAAAUACAAGCAGCAGCAGGACUUUCUCUGGCAGCUUCACAACAAAGACCUCCCCGAGGUUGAUCCAGCCGCAGCGGCUGCUUCAAUGGCUCUUGAUCUGCCAGAUAUCCCUGUUGGUCGUCGCAAGAAGUUCACUCCUGCCAAACUGUCGUCUGAACAAUUCAAGAAAUGCACUGAACCCUGGGCUCUUAGUUCCAUCCUUUCCUGGGUCCGGGAUUUGAGUGAGGAUGAGACAGAUCUUCGCGAGCAGGCUAUUGUUGAUGCUAUUGUUGCACUGUUUACCCACAAGGUCCCAACCAUGAAUAUUGCGGAUGCUGAGACUCUCGCUGCCCGUGUAGUUGGCAGCAUGCUUGGGCAGGGAGCCCUUGUGAAAGAAGAGGAAUGGGUCAAGUUCAGCAGGGGAACUCUUUCUGGUGUUCUGUUCCAAAUCACUGGCACUGGCUGUUACUCGCCCAAGUUGCAUGAGCAAGAACUGCACAUCCAAGACACAGAUUCAUUUGGAAGGUGCUAUUCUCACCACUGCAUGAGGACAUUGAAAAAAGUCAACUUGAAAGCGCAGAUGAUGGCACCUCAAAAGAAGAUCGAGGAUUGGGUGACUUUCUAUAAGGUCCCUAAGGAAACCUGGGAGUCAUACCCUAAAAAAGAGAUUGAUCGCCAGAACAACUUGCACGAGAUUGUCACCACCGAAGACGCGUACAUUGGCCAGUUGGAUGUUCUACGAGAGCUCUACCGUGACCAACUAGCCAACAUGAAUCCUCCAAUUAUCCCUCCCAAACGCCUGUCCAGAUUCUUGUCUGAUGUGUUUGGUAAGGUCGACGCAGUCAAAAAGGUCAAUGAGGAUUUCUUGCUGGCGCAGCUCAAGUAUCGUCAAAAAGAACAGGGUCCAUUUAUCGCGGGAUUCAGCGAUAUUUUCCGAGAAUGGAUUCGGAAAGCUAAGACUGUUUACAUUGAUUAUGCUGCCACGUUCCCGACUGCAAACUACUAUGUGCGCAAGGAAGCCGAGCGGAAUGUCCAUUUCAAGCAAUUCCUCAACCAGGUUCGCGAACAGAAGCAGUCCAAUCGACUAAGCUGGGACACUUUCCUCAAGGCCCCGAUCACGCGAAUUCAGCGAUACACCCUUUUACUUGCCACUGUACACAAGAAUAUGGUUAAGGAUUCUGAGGAAAAGUUCAAUGUCGCACAGGCCAUUGAGGAAAUCAAGAUUGUGGCCUUGGAAUGUGAUAAUAAAGUUGGCGAGAUGAACAAGAAGGCCGAUCUGAUCGAACUUUCGGCCAAGUUGCAAUUGCGACCAGAGAUGAAGAAGGAAGUUGAGCUCAAUCUUGAACACCUGGGUCGUGAAAUUGUUUUCCGCGGCGAUCUCCAACGCCCUGGAACCCGGACGCGAUUCCUUGUUGACACCCAUGCCAUUCUUUUCGACCACUAUCUCGUUCUUGCGAAAUCAUUUACCACACGAGACCCAUCUCGAACAAUAAAGUACGAACGGUAUGAUGUGUCUAAGCUUCCCAUUCCCAUGGAUUUGCUGGCACUGGAGAGUACCAAUGACGAUCCAGUGGUCAAAUCAUCCAUGCGGGGCGUUGCAACUGUUGCGCCUGCCCAGGCUGGUCUGAACCAGGCGGGGCCGGGAGCUGCCUUGAAUGGACCUACGGCAAGCCUUGACUCGAAAGAUGAUAAGAUUCUUUACCCGUUCAAGAUCAAGCAUCUUGGAAAGAAUGGCACCUAUAUUCUGUAUGCUUUCUCUGCUCAAAGCCGUGCUGAAUGGUGCCAAAAAAUCAUCGAGGCGAAGACUAAGCAUGCUGCGGCUUUGUUCUCUCAGAAUGCGGAGCCAUUCCGACUGCGCGUUCUCGCGGACACCGCGUUUGCUUAUAGUGAUCAGACCGUUGGCUCGAAGAGUGUCACCAUUAAGGGAACGCCUCUCCAUCGUGCAAUUAAGGGGGUCGAGAAGCAAUAUAAGGAUUCUGGGCCUCGGCCUACGCCAAUCUGCAGAACCUCCGUCAAUUGUGCUACGGUCUUUCAACAGCCUCCUGGCCGGAUGAUGUGUGCAAUUGGAACCGACUAUGGAGUAUACAUGUCUGAUGUCAACAAUCCUCGUGGCUGGUAUCGGGCAAUUCCCAUUAUGCGUGUCACUCAAAUCGCUGUGUUUGAAGAGUUCAAUUUAUUCCUUCUUAUCGCCGAUCGCUCUCUCAUCGCAUACCAUCUUGACGUGGUUUGCCCUGCGAAUGGGAAUGCGACAACUCAGUCACAAGACUCCGCUCGGCGGGCUCCACAAAAACUGUCCGGUAAUCGCGAAGUAGGGUUCUUCGCGGCGGGACGCAUGAAGGACCGAUACUUGGUUCUCUACAAAAAACGUGACGGUCUAUCAUCCACCUUUAAAGUUCUCGAGCCCGUGAUCCAGAAGUCAUCAUCCAGCAAAAGUCGACUAUUCCAGUCGCGACGCUCACAAACCGAGUUCUUCCGUGAAUACGACGAAUUCUAUAUUCCCGCGGAAAGCUACGGUAUCAACAUGUUCCACUCCUCCCUCGCCAUUUCGACCCAGCGUGGCAUUGAAGUCCUUACCCUGGACAAGAAGCAAUCUUGGUCUGUCCCUGAUUUCCGCUCCGAAACUACACCCGACGCAGUUGAUACGCUGCACGGCAUUGCCCACCGCAUCAAAGAUCUUCGCCCGCUCGGCAUGUACCGGCUCAGCGAUAGCGAGUUCCUUGUUGCGUAUGAGGAAUGUGCUGUGUACGUCAACAAGCAUGGUGACGUCUCGCGUAGCGUAGUAAUGGAGUUCGUGGGCAGUGCCCACACCGCCUGUCUUCAUGGCAAGUUCCUUAUUCUUUUCAAUGACGAUUUUGUUGAGGUUCGCAAUGCAAUGAAUGGUCGCUUGAGACAGGUCAUACCCGGUCAUAAUGUCGUCUGUCUUGACGAUGGCAGCAAGUUGCCCGGUUCCUUUGGUCAGGCCAAUGCAAGUGGUAUUGGGGCUCAGAGCAGCUUCAAUGGUGCCAAUGGCAUCUCGACGAACCAGCACACUGUCAAGAUCUGCAUGCAACAUCCUGAAUAUGAACGCAGCCAAAUCGUCUUGGAGCUAGUUGAAAAUGAAGGGCAAAAGGAUUAA
Messenger RNA from Penicillium longicatenatum, 5295 nucleotides. RefSeq names its product putative Rho guanyl nucleotide exchange factor. Lineage: Eukaryota; Fungi; Ascomycota; Eurotiomycetes; Eurotiales; Aspergillaceae. The transcript has 2 exons. Gene Ontology annotation, molecular function: guanyl-nucleotide exchange factor activity. The coding region runs from base 1 to 5295 and encodes 1764 amino acids. The record is from RefSeq and is a predicted model, not a curated record.